Prunus armeniaca (apricot) is the source of this 276-nucleotide messenger RNA. The record is from the annotation of a GenBank genome assembly. Lineage: Eukaryota; Viridiplantae; Streptophyta; Magnoliopsida; Rosales; Rosaceae.
AUGUCUGAUAGCGAGUCGUUCUCCGAGCGCGAGCCCAAUGCGUUCGACGAGGAGUCAUUGGACGGUCUCUUUGACUCCGACGUUGAAGCGGCAGGGCCUGAUGCCGAGGAGGGGAGUGAUACCGAUGUCGAGAUACUCGGCGAAAGGCCCAGCCCAGUCCCCAUACAUGGCAUUGGAAAUGGGCUUAUGACCGCUCCGGUACCGUUGUCUAUCGUAUAUAGCGACGGUCGCCACGUGGGGCUUGGCGCCCCUGGGGAGGCGAGCGGUAGUCACUAG